Stegastes partitus (bicolor damselfish) is the source of this 2729-nucleotide messenger RNA. It is a transcript of the gene dhx58, whose product is annotated as DEXH (Asp-Glu-X-His) box polypeptide 58. The transcript is spliced from 12 exons. Gene Ontology annotation, molecular function: single-stranded RNA binding; zinc ion binding; ATP binding. Bases 149 to 2194 code for a protein of 681 amino acids. Gene Ontology annotation, biological process: negative regulation of RIG-I signaling pathway; antiviral innate immune response; cytoplasmic pattern recognition receptor signaling pathway. The record is from RefSeq and is a predicted model, not a curated record. NCBI's taxonomy places the organism in Eukaryota, Metazoa, Chordata, Actinopteri, Pomacentridae. Gene Ontology annotation, cellular component: cytoplasm.
UCACAACAGAAUUUAAAACCCCAGCUCGGCACUGUACGGUGUUAGUUGGCCGAGGAGAAGCUGAAAACACUGCACCGCUCUGUGUUAUUGCUGCUGAGAGCAACUCUGCGUAACCCUGCUGUGUCACUGAGCAAGAGGAAAGUGCAGGAUGGAAGAAUUUCAGCUUUAUGCAUACCAGGAAGAAGUGGUUGAAAGGGCUCUUAAGGGGGAAAACAUAAUCAUUUGGCUGCCGACUGGAGGUGGAAAGACUCGUGCUGCCGUGUACGUGGCCAAAAAACACCUGGAGACCACGAGAAAUGCCAAAGUGGUGGUUCUGGUGAACAAGGUUCACCUUGUCGACCAACACUACGCCAAAGAGUUCCAGCCUCACCUGGGUCACAAGUACUCUGUGAUGCCGGUCAGUGGGGAGAGCGAGGAGAAGGACUUCUUCGGGAUAGUGAUGCAGGAAAAAGACGUGGUCAUCUGCACGGCUCAGAUCCUGUACAACUCUCUGAUCAACACGGAGGAAGCAAAACACGUGGAGCUCUCAGACAUCACGCUGCUGAUAUUCGACGAGUGCCACCACACCCACAAGGAGUCGGUCUACAACAAAGUGAUGAGGUGCUACAUAGAGAAGAAGCUGAAAGGCGAGCGAGCGCUGCCACAGAUCCUUGGACUCACCGCAUCACCGGGGACGGGAGGCGCAAAGGUCCUGGAUAAAGCUGUGGAGCAUGUCCUGCAGAUUUGCGCCAACUUGGACUCAGCCAUAGUUUCAGCUAAAACCUAUGCCCCUGAACUGAAGCAGAAGGUUCCCAGACCCAUCAAGACCUUUGACAUUGUGGAGAAAAGACUUCAGGAUCCGUUAGGGGAUCAUUUGAAGUGGAUGAUGGAGCUGAUUCACGGCUACAUGAACCUUCCUCCAGAUGUCAUACUCAGAGAAUGCGGCACUCAGGAGUACGAGGCAGACGUGGUGCUUCUGGAGCAGCGAGGCGUCAGAGAGAACAACAGACUGCUGGCUCAAUGUGCAAUCCACCUCAGAGAGUACAAUGACGCCCUGCUAAUCAAUGACACCCUGAGAAUGAUGGACGCUUAUCGCUCCCUGGAGGAUUUCUACAACGUCAAGUCCAGCACGGCCAUUGAUGGGACUGACUUCUUCCUGGUGGGGCUUUUCGAAGAGAACCAGGUGGAGUUGAAGAAAUUUGCUACGGAUUCUCGCUUUGAGAACCCAAAGAUGGCCAAACUCGAGAGCACUCUGCUGAAGCAGUUUGGUCCAGAUGUCCAGUCGAGGGGAAUCCUCUUCUCUAAAACCCGUAAAAGCAUCCACUGCCUCAAUGACUGGGUCCUCAAAAACAGGGCCUUGCAGAGAGCAGGUAUCAAGGCAGCAAUCCUCACAGGAGCUGGUAACGGCAUCACUUACAUGACUCAGCACGAGCAGGCAGACACAAUCCGCAACUUUCGCAUCGGUCGUCUGAACCUCCUGAUCUCCACCAGCGUGGCUGAGGAAGGCCUCGACAUCCCUGAAUGCAACCUGGUGGUUCGCUACGGUCUGCUUACCAAUGAGAUCGCCCAGCAGCAGGCCAGUGGACGAGCCCGAGCCACAGACAGCCAGUACUCUGUGGUCGCCCAAGCAGGAGGACGGGAAAUUCGCAGAGAGCACAUCAAUGAAUAUCUGGAAGAGCUGACUGGGAAAGCCAUCGCUGUUGUCCAAAAUAUGAGCCACAACGAGUUUCGCACCAAGAUAGCUGAGCUUCAAACAGAAGCAGUCCUUUCCAGUAAAUUUGCAGAAAGAUGCAAAACAGAAAAGCGCAGUCGCUACUUGGCUUCCAACAUCCAGCUCCUGUGCCGAAACUGUUUUGCGCCGGUGGCCUCAGGCGAGGACAUGAAACUUGUUGACAACGUGCACUACGUCAACGUCAGUCCUGAAUUCAAGAAUCAGUACAAACUUGGUGCUCAGGUGGUACUGCCAAAGACUUUUGAGGACUGGGAGCCUGGACGUAGGAUCAUCUGCAACAAUGGCAACUGCAACAGGGACUGGGGAUACGAGAUGAAGUACAAGAAGUGCGCCUUACUGCCAAAUGUGGCCAUUAAAAACUUUGCCCUGCAGACCCCUGAUGACAGGAUAACUGUGAAAAAGUGGAAGGAUGUCCCUUUCACCGUCGAGGACUUCAGCUUCACAGAAUACUGCGAAGAAAACUUCCCCGACUUCCUCGACUGAGCCGCCAAAGAGCUCUGUGUGGGACCAUUUUAUUAUUGGAGGUGCUUAAAUACAAGCUUUUCUUAAAAAAAUUUCCCUUUCCACACAUGCUCGGCCACGUUUGCGCUGGGAGCUGUGCGCUGAAACCCAUUAGGCAUCGAUCAUGCUUGAAAUUAGCAUGACAGCUUUGUUUAUGCCCAAGGUCUGAGCCUCUUUGCAUGUUUUUUUUUUUUUUUCUCUCCUCGGCCUCAUCUCACGUCAAGCACAGAAGCAGGAGGCAUAAAAUGAACUCUGCUGCAACAUGCACUUUAACAAUUAUGACUAUUUGACACGCCACUUUUAGAGUAUAGGCAGUAAUAUAAACACUUGCACUGUGGGGAUAUUGUGUGUGAUUAUUUAAAUGUUUUCAGAAGCCUGAUUUUAACUCCAUUUUUACAUUCCCCCUUUUAUUUUCUUUUUAGUUAUUCUGAUGUAUGAGUAUGUAUUUGGUGUUGAUGUAUGCAAUUUUUAAAAUAUAUUUGAAAUGAAAUCUGAAUAAACACUCUUUUGAAAAGAU